Messenger RNA from Cylindrotheca closterium, 4113 nucleotides. Lineage: Eukaryota; Bacillariophyta; Bacillariophyceae; Bacillariales; Bacillariaceae. The record is from the annotation of a GenBank genome assembly.
AUGAGCAAUCUGAGCAAUUCUCCUCCCAAAUCAGCGAAUCGUCGAUAUGGUGAAUCUGCUCGGCAUUCUGCUUCCCCAUCCAGAAGACAGCAAACCACGCAAAAUGCUCCUUCCACUCCUGGUGCAAGAUUGAAUGCUCGAGGCAAUAAUAGAGCCACUGACGAUCCAGCUAAAGAAGCACUGGCUAUGGCUGCACUGGCACAAGCAGCAAAUGCUUCCAACAAAUCACCGGCAGAAGUGGCUCAACUGGCAAAACAACAAGCGCAAAAUCUUGCCAAGCAACAACAGCAGCAUCUAUAUAAAAAAAACGCUCCACGACCGGAUCCUCGCAAGAUAUAUACAGUUAGUCUGGAAUCUGUCAAGAGUUUAUUGAGAUCUGAAGCCAUUGCGGAAGUAGAAGACUAUGGAAAGGAAGACCAACCAACGUCCAUGAUUCUAUCCAAAUUGGCAGAAGGAAAAAAUGAUGCCUUUUUGAUGCAACUCUUGUUGUUUGAAUACUACCGAUCAGUUGGAGACUUGCCAGAAGAUGCCACCCAAAUUCAUACAGAAGGUGUCUCACAUAUUCCGUCGACGGGGUGCGAAAAAAUGAAAUCGUUUCUCCGCAAAGUAGAAUUGGCUUACGAUUCCUUGGCGGCAAUGGUUCCAGAAGUUGUCGAGGAAGAAACCCCAGGCGAAUUGGACUACAGCUUUGAAACCGAGGCGGAAGCACCAAUUGUUGUUCCAGGUUUAUUGCCACCGUGCAUCUCAAACCCCGGUGAUCCUACCUUGAUGUUUUUCAAAGCCUGCAUGGGAGAGGGAGGAGAAAUUUUGCCUCCAACAAAUGACUUGCCAGAAGAAGAUUUGACAACGGAGGCUACUGAUUUGGAUUCGACCUCGCAAGAACCAUUUGAUGAGCACGAUAAUAAACAUGCUCCCUCCGUCUUUUCCAUGUUUCGAAGGGGGUCCUCCUUGCGCCAUACGAAAUUAGGUUCUGUAUUUGGUGGCCGAAACAGAAAGAGGGGGAAUAGCCAGGAUGAAAUAGAGGUGGAGGAUGAGACUACCACAACUUGUGGACCAGGUGAAUACGGUGUCAAAAUUGAACGAGAGAUGCUGGGUUUGACGGUAGAAAAUGUCCUAGAAAGAACUGUGGUUCGUACUGUUCUGGCGGGUGGUCCAGCCAAAAAGGCUGGGGCCAAAGUUGGUUCUCUCAUUGUCAAGGUUGGAAACAUUGAAACCAAGAAUCUAACGCACUUUGAAACGAUAGAUGAAUUGCGGCAAAGUCAGCGGCCUCUGCAAUUGGUGUUGCGACAAAUAUCAGACGACUCGUUGCGGAGUGCACGUGAAGAAAUGGGCCGACUGAUUCGAGGAUCUGGGUUUGGCAAAAUUAUUGACGGUGGCGACCACAAUAACAAUGCUGCUGUACAACAACAAGCUACAGAACAGAUGAGUACAAAACCUCAAGCCGCCUUGCAAGACAAGAAUAUUGCAAUUUAUACAUCUAUGGUUCGCAAAAGAUGGAUUGAAGCCGUCAACCAGAUGACUCCACGAAGUAGAAAGGAUGAACCAAUAUUACGAGUCGGCGAAAAGCUGAUUUGGACCUUGACCCUUUUUGUGGUUGGUCUAGAACGGGAAUCGUCGCGUCUAAUGGCAAUGGCAAAAGGCAAGGAGGAAACUUCUCCAAGACGGGGAAAGUCGCAUUCAUUAUACCAUCACACAUCGAAGGACUAUGCGGAAGCUGCUAACAGUGUGUCGAGAGUUUUAUACGAUUUUGCCAAGAAACGAAUGGACACUAUACAAAAGAAUAAGCAACAGGCGGGCGGACAAGCUGCUGGUGCAGGAUCGCCAGCUCCAGGCCGUCAAGGUGGAAGAGGCAUGGGUAGAGGUGGUGGACGAGGAGGCCGUGGAGGCAGAGGAAGGGGAGAUGCUGGAAAGGUAGAGACUGUUGGAGACCAAUUGCUACUUCAGAUCGGUGAUUUGUUACAGCGUACCAGAACAUUCUUGGCCGAUCCUACAUCACCGCCUGCGGCUCUUUUGCGUGGAGAAUUGAUAGCCGUUUUGUGUGAUAUCCUUGACGCUGAUGUCGAGAUGAAAUUGGCAGAGGAGGAAAGUGUGUCAUCAACGCAAGGAGGUGCAAAUACGGGACCAAUCGCAGACCUUGGCGCAGCUGGAAGUUUGCUGAAGUUGAUCAUUUUGAACUGUCCAAUCAUGAGAAGUCCUGGAUGCAAACAAAUAUCUGCAGAACUGAUGCAGAUUGACGAGAUUGAGAUGAAGCGGCGGUUUGGAGAAGUCAAAGAUAUAACAGCUGACGAUUAUCACAGACUCCAUGCUGGAAAUAGAUUUCUUGCAGUCGUUCAUCGAUUGGCGGCAAGUAGGAGUACAAGUGCUCGAAUCACAGCCUGUUCGCUUGGUCCCGUACUUUGGAGUCAUUUGGACUUUCCGCAUCAGUUGCAAUUACGCGGAGUGAUUACACGAGCGCUUCAUGAUGUUGAGGUAAUUGUCAGAAAAUCAACGGCUACUGUCUUGCAUGAAAUUGCAGAACUAGUGUUUGAUCCACGCUGCGUCCCGUGGUUGGUGUUGAUGUGCGAAAGGGCGAUGACCGAUCCAGAACCAAUCCUACGUUCAGCUGCAAUGACACUUACGUGGCAUUUAGCAGAGCACUUGCCCAAUGCCUUCCUCGGUGACGCGAGUAAAGGAAGUCGAUAUCUCCAGCGGUUACCAAGCCGUGACGAUCCGAUUUUCGCUGACGUCUAUCUGUUGCAGUGCAAACUCCUUCCAGUGGCAACUCGCCUUGCCGAAGAUCGAGCCCCGCAAGUGAGACUUGCAGUGGCUGCUCAAUGUGAUAGGCUUUGCGAUGCGCUCGGUGAUCAUUGGUCAAGUGUCAUAAUUGAUGUUCUUGUUGCGUUGUUGACUGAUUCGGACGAACGUGUUCGAAGUGAAGCGGUUCUUUGUGUGCCUCGACUAGCGGAUAUCGUGCUCAUGUCAUCUCCACCAGGUGUCAUUCCAGCAGGAGAAUCGAGUGUACUCGAUGCUUUGCUUCCCGCGGCAAUAAAGCUUCAGAAGGAUGCCAGUUCUGCAGUUCGAGUGGCCCUUGCGACAGCUGCUGGUGAAAUGCUGACCCUUCUCGUUGGACUGCAACAAAACAAACCCAUCGAUGACACGCAGGAGGAAGCUUCGAUGGGUUAUCCCGUUAGUGUUCGCUAUCAAAAGCGCCACAUAGAUGAGCGACUCGUACCUUUGGUGCAAGCCCUGUUGCACGAUUCAGACCCCGAAGUUACCAGUUCAGCGCUGCGUGCAGUGACCAAUGCAUCUCGAGGACCAGCAAGCGGACUCCGUCCUCGGCGAAAUACAGAUAAAGAUGAUGAUUCAGUUUCGGUGGCUUCGGAAACAUCGAUACAACGCAAAGAUCCAGUGUUUGUUCCUGUGCUAUCAGAGGAGCAAGUUCUGCGGCUUCUGCCCACCCUUUCCGAGUUGGCAAAUAGCAAGCAGUGGAGAGUACGACAGAGUGCCGUAGAAAUCGUUCCUGCCCUUCUUGGUUGCACAACAAAAUUCGAAACUCGGGCCGAAAUAUCGAGAAUGUGUGUUCGGUUAACAACAGAUAAGGUGGACGCUGUGCGCAGGACUGCUGCAGAAUGUCUCUGUUUGGGAGGUGGUAGUCUUGGAAGCCACGGCGAAGAAGUCAGUGGUGAAUGGAUUACCGCUCUGGUAAUCCCACAGAUUCAUACAUGUGUCAAGAACUCCGAUUAUCGACAACGGCUACUUGGUCUAAAGAUGGUCGAAGUCAUACUGCUAAAUGGGGUGUGUCCAACGAAAUGGAGGGACGAAGAUGCAAAUGAUCACGGGAAGAAUACUCCUUUGCGCGAGCUUCUGAAAGUCACGUUAUCUCUUGCCGAUGAUCGCAUCGCAAAUGUUCGAUUGAAUGUGAGUAAGGUACUUUGCCAUGUAAUUCAUGUAUUUGGAGACGAAGAAUGCCGAGUCGUGAAGUAUGCAAUUCUUCAACAAAUGAAAAAAGAAAGAAGUAGCAGCGACAAACAAGACAGAGAUGUCAUUUACUUUGGCAACAAGUGCCUCGAAAAGUGCAAGCAAAAGAGUUCUGAACAGACGGCAUCCGACGAGGAGACAAGAGUAGUUGUUUAA